Molecule: messenger RNA, 7352 nt
Organism: Chelmon rostratus (copperband butterflyfish)
Lineage: Eukaryota; Metazoa; Chordata; Actinopteri; Chaetodontiformes; Chaetodontidae
Gene: sik3
Product: SIK family kinase 3
Exons: 26
Coding region: 24-3884 (1286 amino acids)
Biological process (GO): microtubule cytoskeleton organization; intracellular signal transduction; protein phosphorylation
Cellular component (GO): cytoplasm
Molecular function (GO): ATP binding; tau-protein kinase activity; protein serine/threonine kinase activity
Source: RefSeq, a predicted model, not a curated record
UGUUCCCGCAGAGAGGCGAGAAGAUGGCGGCCGUGUCAAGCGGAGGUGCUGCUGGGUCCACUGCGGCCGGGAUUACGCACUCAGCCCGACCGACCCACGCAGGCAUGGGCUCCCAGAACCGAGCCCAGCCAUCCUCCGGGAUCAACCACUCCAGUCGUACCAGCACGGCCACUGGGUGCAUCACCAAUCCUGGCCACACUUCGGCCACCAGGCCCCCCCCAGCCCGAGUGGGCUACUACGAAAUCGAGCGGACCAUCGGCAAGGGAAAUUUCGCGGUUGUUAAACUAGCCACACACAUCAUUACCAAAGCAAAGGUGGCUAUAAAAAUAGUGGAUAAGACCCAGCUGGAUGAUGAGAACCUGAAAAAGAUCUUCAGAGAGGUGCAAAUCAUGAAGUUGCUGAAGCACCCCCACAUCAUCCGCCUCUACCAGGUGAUGGAGACAGAGAGGAUGAUCUAUCUGGUAACAGAGUAUGCUAGUGGUGGAGAGAUAUUCGACCACUUGGUGGCUCAUGGGCGUAUGGCAGAAAAGGACGCCAGGAAGAAGUUCAAGCAGAUUGUUGCUGCAGUCCAUUUCUGUCACUGCCGCAACAUCGUCCACAGAGACCUGAAGGCUGAGAAUUUGCUGCUGGACCACAACCUCAACAUCAAAAUCGCAGAUUUUGGCUUCAGUAACCUGUUUUCUCGAGGCCAGCUGUUGAAGACAUGGUGUGGCAGUCCUCCCUAUGCUGCACCAGAACUCUUUGAGGGCAAGGAGUAUGAUGGACCUAAAGUAGAUAUAUGGAGCUUAGGUGUGGUGUUGUAUGUGUUGGUGUGCGGCGCCCUGCCUUUUGACGGCAGUACUCUACAAAAUUUGCGGGCACGUGUCCUCAGUGGCAAGUUCCGCAUCCCCUUCUUCAUGUCCACAGACUGUGAGUACUUGAUCAGACACAUGUUAGUGCUGGAGCCCAGCAAACGGUUGACCAUGGAGCAGAUCUGUAAGAACAAGUGGAUGAGACAAGGAGACCCAGACCCGGACUUCGACAGGUUGAUAACGGAGUGUGAACAGGUGAAGACUGAGAGAGAGACAGAGCUCAUCAUCGAGCAGGUGCUGAUAGCCAUGUCUGAGAUGGGCCUGGACAGAGAGCGCACACUUCAGUCUCUACAAACAGAUGCAUAUGAUCACUACAGUGCCAUCUACAGCCUGCUGGCUGACCGCCUCAAGAAACACAAGACCCUGCCUGUUGCCCCACCCACACCACGUUCCAUUAGCUAUCCUCUUAACGCUGUACAGCAGACGGAUCCGCAGGGUAAUCCCGUUAGCAUGACUGUUCCCCAUGUCCAGCUCAUCAACCCAGAGAACCAGAUUGUUGAGCCGGAUGGCAGCAUGGCGCUGGACAGUGAUGAAGGGGAGGAACCAUCUCCAGAGGCCAUGGCUCGCUACCUUUCGAUGAGGCGGCACACUGUGGGGGUACCAGACCAAAGGACAGAGAUGCAGGAGGACCUCCAGAAACUGCCACCGGGUUUCCCUCGCGGUGCAGUGCCCCAGCCCCCCUUCCCCUCGCUGGCCCCCACAAUGGGUCAAAUGCACACUCUCAUGCCCACACAGAGCUUGCAGCCCACACAGCAGCUGGAGUACAAGGAGCAGUCCUUGCUGCAGCCACCCACCUUGCAGCUGCUCAACGGCAUGGGGCCUCUUGGUCGAAGAGCUUCCGACGGUGGGGCCAACAUUCAGCUACCAGCUCAGCUUCUCAAGAGGCCCCGUGGGCCCUCACCACUUGUCGCCAGCCCGCACCCUAUCCCUGCGGUAGCUCCAGUGGAUGAAGAGGGUUCAGAUGGAGAGCCAGACCAAGAGGCAGUACAGAGGUACCUGGCGAACCGCUCCAAGCGGCACACGACGCACGCGCUCACGAGCACAUCGCAUGGCGAGCCCUCGGCAGAGUCACAGCGGCCCCAGGGCCCCCGCCAGAGGGGGGGCUGGGCCCCCGACACACACACCCGAUCCAGCUAUAAGGACUGUAACACCCUUCAUCUCCCCAUGGAGCGCUUCUCACCUGUCAGACGGUUCUCUGAUGGCGCCGCCACCAUCCAGGCCUUCAAGGCUCAUCUAGAAAACAGCAGCCUCAUUAAGCAACUCAAACAGGAAUGUGAGCAGCUCCAGAAAAUGUAUGCUGCCCAGCAGGAUGAGCGAUUCCUGGAGCACACCCAGCAACAGCAUGUCCUCUACCAGCAAGAGCAACAAAUCCUCCACCAGCAAAUCCAGGGUCUGUCUUUAGGUCAUGGAGAGAGCCAGCCCAGUCACCUAACCCACCAGCUCCAGAGGUUGCGUAUCCAGCCCUCCAGCCCUCCGCCAACACAUCCCAGCAACCACCUCUUCAGACAGCCCAACCAGAGCCCUCCGCCUGGCUCUGCAGGCAUAAUGCAAGGGCAUGGAGGUCCGUCGUCAGUACAGUACCAGCACGGUACUCCGGCGCUGUACCAGGGCCAGAGUGGCAGCCCACCUCCCACAGGCUUGCCACGAGUCUCUCUCCCACCCAAUCAACAAGCAGCAUCUGCGCGCCCCACCGUCCCAUUGGCACAGGGUGUACCUCAGCAACAGCAGGUGACCAUUCAGGUUCAGGAAGUGGAACUGGCAGGCGGGGCACAGAGACAGGGCAGCUUUUUGUCCACCCCAGGGGGACACAGAGUCCUCGGGAAGCAGCUGAGCGCAGACAACGCCGAGUCGCACAGUCGCAGCCUUGGCCGCUUCACAUUGGGCUACGACCAGGCUCAGUUCAAUCCCCACCUCUUCUCUGGUGACGCCGCCUCCCGGGGUGCCUCGGGAGUGGUCGGCUCCUAUAGCCCCUACCUGCAGGGAGCCUCGCUCAAAGUCCCUGGCCUGGAGGGUUACCAGAGCGGGGUGGUGGGGACCAGCAGCUACGGCACCCCCUCUACACUACAGCAGGCUCUGCUUUCCCCAACUCCUUUGGACUACCGUCCCCCACAGCAGCAUGUCACUCCCACCUUGCAGGGCCUCCUGUCCCCCCGCCACUCUUUAACAGGCCACGCCGACCCCAGGCUGCCCCCCCAAGACCUGGCUGCCCUGCUGAAGAGGCAGAGCCCCCGGCCGUGCCAAGCACCCCCAACACCCCCCAGCGGUGCACCCCAAGAAUAUGGAGAGAUGCUGCUUCUCCGCCAGCUGAGCCAGGGUGAGAGCUUGGAGCCGCCGACACCGCAGGGUGCCUCCGGAGGCCAACACUACCACCACCUCCUCCAGAUCCGGCCUCCGGAAGUACAGCCGCAGCAGCACCCGGCCCAGGCACCUUGCACCAGUUUACCUCACUCAGAGAGCAUGGAGGAGGAUGAGGUACCGACUGGCUACCACCACCCACACGAGGGCCUCCUGGCUAAGGCAGGUGAAGGUCAUGAGCUCCUGGGGCCUCCCCGAGGCGGCACCCCGCCCUACAGCUCCCCUACACACAGGCAUGGUGGCUACAUAAGGAGUGCUCCAGCCACUAGAGAAUCUGAGCAUGUGGAGUGCAGGCCCCCAGGGCAAGCCAUGGAGGUGCCUGAUCAUAACGGUGUGGGCUAUUCACGAGGUCCACAGGGUGACGCCUAUAGGUCCCGUGGACAGCUACAGCGCCACCACACCAUCCAGACCUGUGACGAUGCCUAUGAUCAGGCAGAUCCCAUGUCUGGGAUGAGCCUGUUAGCUGGGAAGGCACUGAGCUCUGCUCGCAUGUCAGAUAUUCUCAGCCAGACGUCACUGACAGGAAGCCAGCAGCUGCACCAGCGGGAAGAGUCCGUGUGUGAUGUCGAAGGGGAGGUCCAUGCGACAGCCUGUUACCCCUCCUCCUGCACCAGUGACAUGCUCCUCAGCUACAAGCCCCCUGACCUGCAGUACAGUAUGGAGCAGGCUGGGGUUUAGCACAGGACGGGGUGUAUCCUGUGUACAGCAGUCCAUAUCAGCCAUCCUGAGUUGUGUUGACUUGAGUUGAGCAGCAUCAUGCCAAACCACCAUCGUCUGCCCAAGCGGGGGCGCUCUACGUCCAUCUAUCUGUCUCCAUCUGUCCCUGGGAGGGCAGUUUGUGCGAGCGAGGGGUGCACUGUGGGUGGGUGUAGACGAUAGGGGGGUGGGGGUCACAGGUGGGGCUGCGGGAUUCAAAAGUCAAAGUGCCAGCAUUUUCUGCACAGACAUCCAGCAUUCGUUGCCGCCGGUUGUCUUCUUUUCACCUCCCACCGUGAUUAGAUUGGGGUUCCACCCUCCCUCCCUCGACUCGACCCCCCGCCCUCCACACCCACCUGCUGCCCUCACCUCAUCCUCCCCUUUCACCCUUCAUCUUCUAAAACUGUUGGCAUACUUCAUUAUGUGCCUCAUAGGCCAAUGCAUCGAUACAGUCACACUUGCAGGAACGUAGAGUCCAACAACACAAAGAAACAAACACACUGCUGCCACAAACCCAAAGUAUUCACAUUAGGGGUGUGCGUGCAUGCGUGCACGUGCGUGUGAGUGACUGAGAAGAAGAGGUGAGCGGAGGGGAAAGGUGUCCGUGAGGUUCAGCUUGCUCCACCGUCUCCCCUCCCCCCCUGCUGUCCCGCAGCAGAUCAUUCCGGAGCGGGCUGAAGCCUCAGUGGUGGUGGCCCCCUUUUUCGGCCGGGCGGCGGGUGUUUUGGAUCAGGCUCCAACUGGGCAACAAAACCGGUCUCUCCAAAGAUGGAGCUAAGUGACAUCGCACAGGACAAACCAGCUCUCUCAUUGUUUUUUUUGUUUUUUUUCGUUCUGGCAUUCUUUUUUAUUUUAUUAUUCAUUUUUACGGCUAAUGUCCAUGUAGGCAUUAUGGUCAAUAUUGUUACUCUUAUUGUUAUUACUGUUUUCUGUAAAAGAGGUUUUAUUAUAAUGAAUAUUGUUAUUAUUAUCAUUAUUAUUAUGAAAGGAAAAACAGUUCUGUGUUGCAAGGAAGACAACAUUGUUCUUUGGUUACUUAAGUAAUUCUGCACUUUCAGUUCAGCUAUUCUCUCUGUCUGUUUCCACCCCUCCUCGCAGUCCCUCUCUCAUGCUGUUACCCUGCUUUUCUAAUCCACCCUCCCCGCCUCAUGCAGCCCUAACUUUCCCCUCCUUGUGUUGCCCCUUUUCUCCAUCCUCCUUCCCUCUCUCCCGUGUCAGUGACAGUGUAUUGCAUUGUGGGUAGUUUUACCAGACAUUUGCUCCUUUCCUUGUACAGUGAUGCCAUGUAUAGAGCGCUAUUGCAAUUUCUGUAUCAAAUCUCUUCUUUUUUGUUACUUUUUUUUGUUGUUUUUAGAUGUUGCUGGGGAGGCUUUUUUUAUAUUGGUAUUGUUUAUCAUUUGUAUUUUUGGAUGUCUUCAAAAUGUUUUCUUUUUUGUUUGUUUUUGUUUUAUGAAUCUUGAGAUUUCUAGCCAAAAGAGGACAGAGAGAAGAGAGACAGUGCUCUUUCUGUGUCGUAAAGAAGAUUGUUCUUAUUUGUUUUAAUAUUAUUAUAUCGAGACACUUGAAUAAGAGGAGAGUAAUUAUUUUGUGUUGCUUUUUAAAGUAUCAUUUCAAUCGAUGUUGUUGUGACUGUCAUUCUUGUUGAUGUUGGGCCUGUUCUCUGUUAAUGGGGUAGUUGUGGCAGGCUAUACAUGGUCAGGCUUUGGGCUUUGUCUGGGUUGGUUCGGGUGCUACAGAGACUCUUUAAAGAAAAAAAAAGACAAAAAAUGAGGAAUAACUUGUAAAAUAGCUGACAUAUCAUCAUAAACAUCACAAGUGUGGAGACGGACAAACCCACUUCUUUCUCUCUCUCUUGCUGCCCUGCCUAUCUGCUGUGAUCCUCCCACCAUCUUUUACUACAUCGGCUUCUGAUCGGAUGACGCCUUAUGGACAUGGCUCCUCCUCCCAAACUAAUCUUGUCACUAUGGCAACCAAGGAGGAAACUACAACUACUAUUACCCAAACCCCCCUCUCCUCUUUUACUUUUCUUCAAGAUAUUUCCUUUCGGCCUUGCUUUGUUCUCCCUCCCAAGCUUGGAAGGGAAGAUCGGAGGCUGUGUUCGAUGCACAGUUAGUGAAUUUUGUAGUUGGAUACACCUGGACGCACCUCCAAACAUAAAAGGGAAACAUUUCAGGAGGUGACCAUAGGAAUGAACUGUUUGAAUUGGACUUCCACGUCAGAGGAAUUACAAGAUUGUGGGCAGAGCGGGGCCAAAUGUGCCCACCUUUAACACUUCUACAGAGGUCUGUGCCCAAAGCCGAGCUCAAGCACAGCCAGAUGGAGAUUACAGCACACUGGGGAACACAGCAGAAGAUUGAACAACCCCCUCCCAACACCACCACCUUUUUUCCUUCUCCCUUUCUUUUAAUUUUAUCUUAUCAUUUGACCUCUGUUCAUCUUCUCAUUACACAAUACCCUUGGAUAUAGAGCCCAAUAAGGCCAACAAGAGACUGGUGCAAAGAAAAAAGCUCCACUUGUAUGUGUUUAUACUGGCCAGAUUUCACAGUACCUGGCUGCAGGUUGACUUUAUAUAUCUGAGAGCUGUAGGUGGUGUCAUGCAGCGCCUGUGCUUUCCAUUUGCACCAUGUCACUUCCUGUUUACCAACAUGCAUGCCCGCGGGCAGCAGGUGGAAUUAGCUUUAGCUGUGAAUCUGAAUCUUUAAAACAAUAGUGCAGUGCAGGAGUGAACAGUAAAGUGGGAUGGAUUUAUGAAGUUAACUGUGUCUUCUGUUUCUUGCCAAACUGAGUCAGCAUGUAAUCAGGCUAAAGAAGCUUGUUUUCAUUCCAUUCAGCUCUCAUUCAUUCCUGUUUCAGAUCUGCCCUCCUGUUUUCUCUCAUUGUUUACACCAAGCCAAAACUGAGAUCUGGAUGAGAGAAACGGAGAGGUACUGUCAGGAAUCGGAGAGGAAAUGGAUUUGAUGGAAGGCAUUGCGUGUCUCUUGUCCCAUGGCAGGAUAGAAAUUCUAAAAUUAAGACCAGAAGGCUCCACUUUGUCUAAUAUCGUGAUGGAGGGGAAGAGCAGAGGCACACAGGAAGGGGCAGCUCGAGUGAAUGGAAAGCACUGCAGAUGAUUCACAGGUAAUGGGGAGGAGAGCGCUGUUUCACACACAUCUUCUGCCUGAUCAGACUGACCCUUGUUCCCCUCCUUUUAUCUUUCUGAACUCUUCCAUUUUCUCCCACCUUAUAUUUCCAUCCCGGCCUCCCUGCUCAGCAAAGCCAGCUCUCUGCUCUACUCCUGUUUCUUAGGUUCUUUUUGUUUUCUAUUGGUUCAUUUUGUCUUUUUUUUUUAUAUUUUAUUUUAUUUUAUUUUUGUUUUUAUGUUCAUUUCUGUUGAGUACAAAAAUACUAAAGUGCAACAACAAUGAUUAAAAAGAAUAUCAACCAAACUGAGAUGAAUAAAUAAAUAUAUAU